CGAAUGACCUAUGAAAGUCUCCGGCCUAGUGCUGCGUGUGACGAAAGUGUGUACAGCGUUAGCGUGCCCCAGAUAGUUGUGUAGUUUUAGCGAACAACUUUCUGCUCGUCCCUGCAUACCACAAUGCUGAAGUGCAGAACUGUGUGGAAAAAGUUGGCACCAUUGGCCAGGAACUCCUCAACUUUAUGUCAUCAGAAUGCGAAAAGAGCAGUGUUGAGGAGUGAGAGGAGGCCAGCUCUUCUCCAGAGCGCCCAGAUGUCUGCCGGCCCAUCUGGGGGAGGUGGGCCUAACAACAACACUUUAUACGUCGUCCUUGUCGGAGCCACAUGUUUAGGGGGAGUUGCAUAUGCUUAUAGUACGUUACGAGGAGACAAGCAGAGGUAUCAGGACCGGCUCACAGAAAUUGCCUCCAGACCAAACAAAGAAACAGAAAUAAAUACAGCUGCUCCAGAAGCCACAAAAGAGCUCGCUGAGGAGGCUUCUGAGCCUCAGUCAGUGGCCGAUGUGGAGAGUGCCCCGUCCACACCCCCAGAGGAACCCUCUCCAUCUGCGGAACCACCAGCGGAACUCCCCUCAGAAGCAGAAAUAUCGGAGCCUGUCUUGGCUGAAGUAUCAGAAUCUCCCUCUGGUACAGCAGAGAGUGCAACUGGUGUAGAAGUUGUGACCAGUGAAAUACCACCCACAGCGGAUCCCGGGAAGAGUGAGCCCCAAGAAGAGGCAACACCUGUACAGUCUGAAGAAAUGCCUAUUGUGGAGUCACCUGAAAGUGCCCCCCCAGCAGAAUCAGAUGCUCCUGAGCCUGUGGUGGCAGAAGCAGUGGAAUCCAUUCCAGAAUCCAUUCCGGAAGCCAUUGCAGAAGCUGCUCAAGAAGCCGUAUUGGAAUCUGUCAGUGAACCUGCGCAAGAUUCUAUACCAGCAGCCCUACCAGAGCAGCCAACCGUGCAGGCUGAAGCAAGUGAGUCAGUAACCGAGAAGAGCUCAGAAGAACCUGUUGCGACAAGUGAGCCCAUACAAGAGCCACCAUUGGAAACACCGGCACCGGAGCCAAGUGAACCUUCCUCCUCUCCCGCUGUUGUAGAAAGCGCGGAAGCGAUUCCAGUAGCUGUAGCUGAAAGCACGCCUGAGGUGUCUGCUGAGCAGAUAGCGCCACCUGUGGCCGAGAGUGCACCCCCCGCCCCCACGCCAGCAGCAGCACCUGUGACGCCAACACCUGCUCCUGCAGCCCCCACAAAGCCCGCUCCCCCCGCUCCGGUGCCUGAACACGCUCCCUACCUCCUGAUUGGUGGAGGCACUGCCUCUUUCGCAGCGGCCAGGUCCAUUCGGGCGAGGGACCCAGGUGCCAGGGUGCUGAUUGUCACAGAAGAGCCAGAUCUCCCUUACAUGCGACCCCCUCUCUCCAAAGAGCUGUGGUUCUCCGAUGACCCAGAGGUGACUGAGUCACUGCGCUUUAAACAGUGGAAUGGCAAAGAAAGGAGUAUUUUCUUCCAACCGCCCUCUUUUUACGUUGACCCUAUUGAGCUGACCAAAGUGGAGAAUGGCGGUGUAGCAGUCUUGACGGGGAGGAAGGUGGUGCACAUGGAUGUGAGGGGAAACAAAAUAAGAUUACAGGAUGGUGCAGAAAUCACCUACGACAAAUGUUUGAUUGCCACAGGUGGCAUUCCACGCAAUUUGCAGGUGAUUGAGAGAGCAGGAGAUGAGGUGAUGCAGAGAACAACACUGUUCAGAAAGGUUGAAGACUUCAAAUCCUUGGGAAAGGUUUCGCGAGAAAUCAAGUCUGUCACCAUUAUCGGUGGAGGGUUCCUGGGCAGUGAGCUGGCCUGCGCCUUGGGAAGGAGAUCUGAAGACCUGGGUCUGGAAGUCGUCCAGAUGUAUCCUGAGAAGGGCAACAUGGGUAAAGUGCUGCCAGAGUACCUGAGUAACUGGACGACAGCAAAGGUCAGAAAAGAGGGGGUGAGGGUCAUCACAGAGGCCGUGGUGAAGAACGUGAGUUUUAAGAAUGGAAAAGUGGAGAUUAAGCUGAAGGACGGACGUACGGUCAAGACGGAUCACAUAGUAGCUGCUGUUGGCUUGGAGCCCAGUGUUGAGUUGGCCAAAUCAGCUGGACUGGAAGUGGAUGCUGACUUCGGAGGCUACCGUGUCAAUGCUGAACUCCAGGCCCGAUCAAACAUUUGGGUGGCUGGUGACGCGGCGUGCUUCUACGACAUCAAACUGGGCAGGCGGCGGGUGGAGCACCAUGACCAUGCAGUGGUCAGUGGACGCCUGGCCGGCGAGAACAUGACCGGGGCCAACAAACCCUACUGGCACCAGUCCAUGUUCUGGAGUGAUCUGGGUCCAGAUGUUGGAUAUGAGGCCAUUGGUAUUGUUGACAGCAGUCUACCCACCGUGGGUGUAUUUGCCAAAGCCACAGAGAAAGACACCCCCAAAGCGGCAGCUGAGAAGUCAGGAACUGGGAUCCGCUCGGAGAGUGAGACGGAGGCAGUGGCCGUGAGUGUGAAGCCUGGGACCGCCGCACCGCCGUCUCCCACACACCAGAAGGACGACUACGGCAAGGGGGUCAUCUUCUACCUGCGAGACAAGGUGGUAGUGGGAGUCGUCCUGUGGAACGUCUUCAACAGAAUGCCCAUUGCCAGGAAGAUCAUCAAGGAUGGAGAGGAGCAUGUGGAUCUUAACGAAGUGGCCAAGCUGUUCAACAUUCAUGAAGACUGAGAAAUUGAAAAUCGAAUCACACACACACACACACACACACACACACACACACACACUUACAUACAAACACUAACACACACAUACGGGAACCCAAACAGGAAAAUGUGGGCCUUGCACGGUCAGUAGUUGUACCUCAAAGUCUAUGGCUGCACCCAACAGCACACCUCGGACACCGUCAGUAGAGCCUGGGGAUCCUCUGUCCUGUUCUCGUGUGAGGGACGUCUGUUUUUCAUAUGGUCUAUUCAUUCGUAUUCAGAUUCUUUUUUUCCUAUGGAGAGCUGUAUGAGUAUGCAGUCCGAGCACUUGAAUCACUGAAUGCUGCCCCUCGUCCUUUCCUUGUUUGCUAUUCAUGUUCGUAAUGUCAUUGUUUGCGUUGGAAAUAAUACCAUUUGGAAGCAAAUGAUAUUAAGUAUUUGAAGCCUACACACAAUCUCCCUGUUCACCGCAAUAAAGUAAAUUAUUUUUGAACAUAA
Molecule: messenger RNA, 3179 nt
Organism: Sardina pilchardus (European sardine)
Lineage: Eukaryota; Metazoa; Chordata; Actinopteri; Clupeiformes; Clupeidae
Gene: aifm1
Product: apoptosis inducing factor mitochondrion associated 1
Exons: 25
Coding region: 124-2706 (860 amino acids)
Biological process (GO): apoptotic process; mitochondrial respiratory chain complex assembly
Cellular component (GO): cytoplasm; mitochondrion
Molecular function (GO): NAD(P)H oxidase H2O2-forming activity; protein dimerization activity; FAD binding
Source: RefSeq, a predicted model, not a curated record